AUGACCACCCAGCCGAGAUACCCAGAGAUCAAGGCCGCCGCUGCAGCGGUAGGCAAUACCCUCAGCAGCGCGAAGAUCCCCAACAUGCUGUGGAGCUGGACCGCACUCGCCCUUUUCAUCGUGGACCACGGAUUCCCGGAGAUCGAGUUCCUUAUCCAAGACAACGAGGUCCCACAGGCAACCGGCGCCCUCACGAAAGCCGGCUACAAGAAUUGCACGGAUCCCUCGUGCUCCGAACUCCAGGAAGACCGCGGCGCACACCUCGGCGACGCCCUCAACAGGUUCCACCCGGUUGCAGCAGCACACUUCCACCUGCCUCCGCCAAACGGCCAAGGAUCGGGAUACUUGGUGUCACUGCUGAAAAAGAACGACAUAAUCCCCCACCUGCCGGACCUGAAGCUGGGUCUCCCCAAGCAAAAAGAAUACGAGCUCCUCACGCUCUCCAUUGACCCGCGCCUCCCACCCCGUGCAGAAGGCGGCGCUUCAGGCCCCUGGUACGACCUCCCCUUUGUGCGCGUCCCCCAGGACUAUACCCUGGCACAGGCCCUCCUGCUUCUACGCUGCAGACACGUGGACACUAACCCCGGGCUUGACGGCCUCUGGCGCGACAUGCUGUGGGAGAUCAGACGGUUCAAACAGCCGCAUCCCUUCGAGUUCGGCGAGAAGCAUUUUAGCCCCCUGCUGGGCCAGCUCUGGGGAGACCUUGUCCAGGGGAACCCUAAUUAUCCUCCGGACGUGGACUUGCAGCAUAAGCUGCGUGGAGUUGAGCUUGUUCGUGAAGCUCGCGACAGGAUGCCAAGGAUGAGCCCGGACGGCAAGGUCCUGAAGGCCAAGAAAGCGGCGGAGCACGUUUAUAUGACCGGGGACGGGCGAUCAGGUAAGGUCUACUAUGCGAAGGGCUGA
Messenger RNA from Aspergillus mulundensis, 903 nucleotides. RefSeq lists its product as uncharacterized. Lineage: Eukaryota; Fungi; Ascomycota; Eurotiomycetes; Eurotiales; Aspergillaceae. Bases 1 to 903 code for a protein of 300 amino acids. The transcript has a single exon. The record is from RefSeq and is a predicted model, not a curated record.